This is a messenger RNA of Anopheles nili, 582 nucleotides long. RefSeq lists its product as uncharacterized. The record is from RefSeq and is a predicted model, not a curated record. Lineage: Eukaryota; Metazoa; Arthropoda; Insecta; Diptera; Culicidae. Bases 1 to 582 code for a protein of 193 amino acids. The transcript is spliced from 4 exons.
AUGUCUACUAAGCUUGUGUGGUUUGCAGUUUUAACGUUUGCUGUACUAUUUUUCUGGCCAGCGUCGAGCGCGGUGGGAAGACGAAAUAAAGAGCUUGUAAUCGAAAAAGCUAAGACCUGCCAAACUAAUAAAAGUGAAUCUUUUUUGGUUAAAUUCACUGCGCCAGUUAACUUUUCCUCAAGCAACAACGUGGUGCGAUUUUAUGGAAACUUUUCGAUACUUCAACCGAUUCUCGCUCCCUUGGAGAUUACACUCAUCGCAUAUCGGUGUACGAUCAAUCUACAGAACUGCCAAAGAUAUAAUGCUUUACAAGUUCCUAAAAUAUGUUCGUUUCUAACCGACACCAAUUCCUUCUGGUCUCCCUUUGUCCGAAGCGUUUAUCCGACGGUCAAAUGCCCAAUUCAACCGGGGACGUACUAUUUCAAGGAUUCAGCGUUCGAUCUAACUUUUUUCACCAGCUUCCCAUUAGAUGGAUACACCUGGCAAGUGACCAUGAAGCUGUACUCUACCGCACAUACACCGAAAAAGGAGGUGUUUUGUUUCGCUUCUCAAGCCACCCUGAAAACAAUGCGACACGCUUAA